Molecule: messenger RNA, 7255 nt
Organism: Notolabrus celidotus (New Zealand spotty)
Lineage: Eukaryota; Metazoa; Chordata; Actinopteri; Labriformes; Labridae
Gene: kidins220b
Product: kinase D-interacting substrate 220b
Exons: 29
Coding region: 225-5477 (1750 amino acids)
Molecular function (GO): protein binding
Source: RefSeq, a predicted model, not a curated record
CUGUGGGAGGCUCCUCUGUGUGCAGCUUCGUUGUUGUUCUGAUCAAAGAUGGCUGCUGUUGUUGCGGAUGGAGAAUGAGCACAGGCUGUCAUCCGAACACAGGCCGAGGGAACGCACUCAAACACGCCGAGUAACAGGCCCUGAAACCCGGCUGGACUGAAGCCGAAUCAGCCUGAACGGAACCUGAUUUUUUUCUGAAGGGGGCGCACUGACAGACCGCAGACAUGGACACCACCACGUCCAUCAAGAUGACCACCCUGGCCAUCCAGAACCUGUUCAGCUAUGUGGAGGAGGAGAACCUGUCCGCCAUGAAGGCUCACCUGGACCGCUUCAAGGAGGUGGACGGACGCAGUGACAACGGUCAGACGCCGCUCAUGCUGGCGGCCGAGCAGGGCAGUCUGGAGAUCGUCCAGGAGCUGAUCCGCCGAGGAGCCAACGUCAACCUGGACGACGUGGACUGCUGGUCGGCCCUGAUCAGUGCAGCUAAAGAGGGUCACAUGGAUGUGGUGAAGGAGCUGCUGGAGAACAGCGCCUACAUCGAGCACAGAGACAUGGGCGGCUGGACGGCUCUGAUGUGGGCGGCUUACAAAGGACGAGUGGACGUCGUGGAGCUGCUGCUGGAGCAUGGAGCGAACCCCAACACUACAGGACAGCAGUACAGUGUGUAUCCCAUCAUCUGGGCCGCAGGACGAGGACAUGCAGACAUCGUCAAGAUUCUGCUGGAGAACGGAGCCAAGGUCAACUGUUCUGACAAGUAUGGAACCACUCCUCUGAUCUGGGCCUCCAGGAAAGGACACUUUGACUGUGUGAUGCACCUGCUGGAGAACGGAGCCGACGUGGACCAGGAGGGGGCGAACUCGAUGACGGCUCUUAUCGUGGCGGUGCGAGGCGGGUACACCGAGGUGGUGAAGGAGCUGCUGAAGAGGAACCCGAACGUCAACAUGACGGACAAGGACGGGAACACGGCGCUCAUGAUCGCCGCCAAGGAGGGCUACACCGAGAUCGUGCAGGACCUGCUGGACGCCGGGACGUACGUCAACAUCCCAGACCGGAGUGGAGACACGGUCCUGAUCGGAGCGGUGAGGGGCGGUCACGUGGAGAUCGUCAGAGCUCUGCUGCAUAAAUACGCCGACAUCGACAUCAGAGGACAGGAGAACAAAACCGCUCUCUACUGGGCCGUGGAGAAAGGAAACGCCACCAUGGUGAGAGACAUCCUGCAGUGCAACCCCGACACAGAGACCUGCACUAAGGACGGAGAGACGCCGCUGAUCAAAGCCACCAAGAUGAGGAACAUCGAGAUCGUGGAGCUGCUGCUGGACAAGGGGGCCAAAGUGUCCGCUGUGGACAAGAGAGGAGACACGCCGCUCCACAUCGCCAUCCGUGGACGGAGCCGGCGCCUCGCCGAGCUCCUCCUCAGGAACCCCAAAGAUGGCCGCCUGCUGUACCGUCCCAACAAAGGAGGAGAGACGCCGUACAACAUCGACUGCAGCCAUCAGAAGAGCAUCCUGACGCAGAUCUUUGGAGCGCGUCACCUGUCCCCCACGGAGACGGACGGGGACAUGCUGGGCUACGAUCUGUACAGCUCCGCUCUGGCCGACAUCCUCAGUGAGCCCACCAUGCAGCCGCCCAUCUGUGUGGGUCUGUACGCUCAGUGGGGCAGCGGCAAGUCCUUCCUGCUGAAGAAGCUGGAGGAUGAGAUGAAGACGUUUGCCGGGCAGCAGAUCGAGCCGUUGUUCCAGUUCUCCUGGCUCGUCGUCUUCCUGUCCGUUCUGCUCUGCGGCUGCGUCGCCGUCGUCCUCGGCUUCACCGUCGACCCAAAACUCGCCAUGGCCGUGUCACUGAGCCUGCUCGCCCUGCUCUACCUCUUCUUCGUGGUGGUGUACUUCGGCGGGCGCCGUGAGGGCGAGAGCUGGAACUGGGCGUGGCUUAUCAGCACCCGUCUGGCGCGUCACAUCGGGUACCUCGAGCUGCUGCUGAGGCUGAUGUUUGUGAACCCGCCGGAGCUGCCGGAGCAGAGCACCCGGGCGCUGCCUGUCAGGUUCCUGUUCACCGACUAUAACCGCCUGUCGAGCGUCGGAGGAGAGACAUCGAUGGCCGAGAUGAUCGCCACGCUGUCUGACGCCUGCGAGAGAGAGUUCGGCUUCCUCGCCACGCGUCUGUUCAGAGUGUUCAAGACGGAGGAGACGCAGGGUAAGAAGAAGUGGAAGAAGACUUGCUGCGUCCCGUCCUUCAUCCUCUUCACCUUCGUGCUCGCCUGCCUGCUCACCGGCAUGGGGCUGCUCGCCGUCUUCAAGGUGGACGGGGAUAACCACACGGUGAACGCCGUGCUGAUCGCCAUCGGCAGCGUGGUGGGCCUCGCUCUGCUGCUGAACGUCAGGACGUGGUGGCAGGUGACCGACUCGGUGCUGAACUCCCAGAGGAAGAGGCUCCACGGCGCCGCCAACAGGAUGCACAAGCUGAAGAGCGAGGGCUUCAUGAAGGUGCUGAAGAACGAGGUGGAGCUGAUGGCGAAGAUGGCGAAAACUAUUGAUGGCUUCACGCAGCAUCAGACGAGGCUGGCGGUCGUCAUCGACGGGCUGGACUCGUGUGAGCAGGACAAAGUGCUGCAGAUGCUCGACACGGUGAGGGUGCUGUUCUCCAAAGGCCCCUUCAUCUCCAUCUUUGCCAGCGACCCUCACAUCAUCAUCAAGGCCAUCAACCAGAACCUGAACAGCGUGCUGCGAGACUCCAACAUCAACGGGCACGACUACAUGAGGAACAUCGUCCACCUGCCCGUCUUCCUCAACAGCAGAGGACUCUCCAGCGCCAGGAAGAUGUGCGCCGCCGCUCCCGCUAACGGGGACACCGCCAACACAGAUGCAGGUUGGCACGAGGAGUUGGACCGGAAACUGUCUCAGCACAGUCUGGGAGAACUGACCAAGUUUGGUAGCAAGACGACUCUCAACCGCAGGGAUACGUACCGGCGUCGUCAGGUGCAGCGCUCGGUGACCCGUCAGAUGUCGUUCGACCUGACGAAGCUGAUGGUGACGGAGGAUUGGUUCAGUGACAUCAGCCCGCAGACCAUGAGGAGGCUGCUCAACAUCGUCUCUGUCACAGGUCGUCUGCUGCGAGCCAAUCAGAUCAGCUUUAACUGGGACCGCCUGGCGUCCUGGAUCAACAUGACGGAGCAGUGGCCCUACAGGACGUCCUGGCUCAUCCUCUACCUGGAGGAGACCGACGGAGUCCCGGACCAGGCCACACUCAAGAGCAUCUACGAGAGGGUGUCCAAAAACAUCCCGACCACCAAAGACGUGGAGCCGCUGCUGGAGAUCGACGGAGACGUCCGCAGCUUCGAGGUCUUCCUGUCGUCUAGAACCCCCGUCCUCAACUCCAGGGACAUCCGCACGUUCCUGCCCUGCACCGUCAACCUGGACCCCAAACUGAGGGAGAUCAUAGCAGAUGUUCGAGCUGCCCGAGAGCAGAUGAACAUAGGCGCCGUCACAUACCCGCCCCUCCCCCUGCAGGAGCCUCAGCCCCGCCCCGUCUCCAUGUACUCUCAGGUGUCAUCCACCUGCUCUCCCUCCGCCUCCUUCAGCGGGCCCUUCAACCCGCCAGCAGGGGGCGUCGUCUCCCCGCAGCCUCACAGCAGCUACUACAGCGGCAUGGCUGGACCGCAGCACCCCUUCUACAACAGGCCAUAUUUCCCCCAUCACCUUUACCAGCUGCCACGCCCCCUGGUGGCCUCCUACACAUCACACCUCCAUCCACGCCCACCACGCAAAAACUCCUUCAGCCGGGACGCCGUCGCACCUGGUUCGGCCUCCGUGGUGUCGGGCGCUCCCUCCAUCCUCCUCAGCUCCAUGACGACGGAGUCCGUCUGCGAGCGCGUGCGACAGAUCGAUGGAAUCGACCAGAGCAUGAUGGGACAGUACAGCGCCACCAUCAGGAAGGCGAACGUGAACGGCAGAGUUUUGUCUCAGUGUAACAUCGACGAGCUGAAGAAGGAGAUGAGCAUGAACUUUGGAGACUGGCAGCUCUUCAGAGCCACGGUUCUGGACAUGCGGAUCAUAGAGAGCCAGGUUCUGCAGGAGGAAGCUGCCAGCGAGCAAGGCAGCGUGGUGGGCGGUCACACCGAGGUGGGACGGCGAGCCAUGGCCCCGCCCCACGCCGGCGCUGCCAACACGGACGCCUCGCCGAUGUACAGCUUCAACCUGAGCUUCGAGGAGCUGAGCAACGUGGGGCUGGACGAAACGGCACGCCACGGAAACAUGCAGUGGAUGGGUGGCGCUCACAGGACCGCCAGCAUGACGAGUCUGAACUCUCAGGAGUCGUCCAACGACAUCGGGAAGCUGACCGACAAGCAGCAGGACGAGUACCGCGACGCCUACCAGGAGUACAUCGCUCAGAUGGCUCAGCUGGAGAUGGGCGGCGGCGGUGGAGAGCGGCCCGUCCAACCACAGCCGCUACAGUUCAUGACAUCAUCAUCGGAGGACAAGAACAAAGACGGCGGCGGCGAGCAGGACGCACGCAAGUCCUUCAACAAGAGGAGCGGCGGCAAACUCCCGGCGGACAACACCGACUUUGCCUCCAACGGGGACGCUCUGGAUCCUAUCACCGAGGAGGAUGAGAAAGGCGACCACGGGUCCUCCAAGUCCCUCCUGACCCGCAAGACCUCAGCGGAGAGGGGCGGGUUGUUUCAGGGCGCCGCCGACCUGAAGCUGAAGGCAGCGGGCGGGCUGCGUUACCAGAAGCUGACAAGUGAUGACGAGGAGUCCGAGGAGUCCGAUAACGCCCCGCUGCUCAAAGACGGGAAGAAGCUGGUGGACCCCAAACUGCCCGGAGGCUCACUGGCCCUGAAGGGGAAGGACUACCUGUCGGACGCCAUGUUGGACAAGAAGGACUCGUCUGACUCAGGAGUCCGCUCCAACGAGAGCUCGCCGAACCACUCGCUGCAGGACGAGGAGGCGGAUCUGUCCCAGCUGGAGAGGGCCAACCUGAUCGAGCUGGACGAGGAGAGCCAGGCCAGGAAGAGAGGACUUCCCAGCAGCCUCAGCGGCCUGCAGGACCCGACCGUGGCCCGCAUGUCCAUCUGCUCCGAGGACCAGUGCAGCCUGCUCGCCAGCAGCCCCGAGGAGAGCUGGACCUCCUCCAAGUCCUUCAACCUGAACCGGACGCCCAGCAACGUCACGCUCAACAACAACACCAACGCCCAGCAGGGCAACCGCCCCCGCCCCCCAGCAGAGGGCUCCACCUCCUCCUCCUGCAACCCCACCUCCUCCUCCUCCUCCUGCAGCGACGCCAUCAUCUCCCCGAGCUCCGGGACCACCACCACCUCCAGCACCACCACCACCUCCACCGGGACCCGGCCCGGGCCCAACAACGAGAACGUACGGGUGGUGCACCUGAAGAGGGGUCUGAAACCAGGAGACCCGCCGGAGAUCUGCACCGUGUCCUCGGACACCGUGACCUUCGGGGAGGAGCGGGAGAGCAUCCUGUGACCUCAUCAGUUAGGAGAGCACUGAGGGUCUGCCUGGACCCGCCUCAGCCCUCAGAGUCUGGCGGUUUCAGGUGGACUCGUAGUUUUACCUGUGCUGUGAUUAUCAGUGUUCAGCUGCAUGCUCACGAAUGUAGUCCGUAGAAAAGUCGUAACUUGACGAUGCUGCAUGUCGUCGUCUUCGUCGUCGUCGUGUCGUGAUUCCCCGCCUCCAGGAGUCAACACUUAAAAACACUCCAUUCACUUUAUUUUUAACGAUUCUCUUCGCCAGAAGACGAUGAAAACUUUAUUUCGUUAGCGAGAAAAAAAAUCGGCGCUGAAAUCUGCGACGUCACUCUGCCCCCUGGUGGCCGCUGUAUGAGCUGCAACUCUAAACACACUAGAUGGCAGCGUGACACUGAUCUGUCAUCUUAAAGGGAAAGUAUUUAAAAAGUGCGAUGCAGUUUAAUGUGAGACGUGAUCGUACAACAGCGCCCCCUGUGGCCAACGCGGGUACUGCACUUCAAAUAUUCACAUUUUAAUGAAGUUUGUGUUGAUGAGUCACAAAUAAAAUAUCACUGAAAUAAUGAUGAAAAUAAAGUGAAGCAUCGACAGGAAGACAGCGUUAAUAAGGAAAUACUACAAAAUAAAAGCAUAAUAUAUGAAGGACGUUUGUCGGAAACUGCAGAAAAAAUUAAAAGUGUGAAAUAUUUAUAAUUUAUUAACUUUAAAAAAAACACUAAAUGAAGUAUGAAAUACUAUCAAACAAACAUUAACUCAGUCAUCAUGUUUAAACUUCCUGUUUGUUGCUCUGGAGGCCGUAACCUGCUGCUGCAGUUUCUCACACACAGAUUUUAGAUCCUCUUUUAUUUUGAAAAAUUCUGGUUAUUGCUGAGAGAAAAUUAAUUAAAUAACUGAGCUGAAAAACGCUGAAAAUGACGUCUUAUUUUGAAAAGACGAACCAAAACAAAGCACUAAAUGUCGUGUCUUCACGUUUCUCGUACAUUUCCGUUUUUUGCAGGAUUUCAAAGUAAAUCAAAAGAAAGAAACGAUAAACCGGAACGAGUCGUGACGAGAUCUCGACAUGCUGAGUGUGUGUAAACGCUGCUUCUCCAUCAGUAUUAACUCGUAUCAGUUUACAGUGUGUGUGUGUGUGUGUGUGUGUGUGUGUGUGUGUGUGUGUGUGUAGAAUUAUGACGUAGUUUAUCAAUCUGUGAUCGUGUUGAAGUGUCGUGAAGUCGGAUCAGAGCUGAUACUGAGAACUGGAGGCUUUUAUUUUGAAGGUUUGACUUUUAAAACAAGAAGAAUGUGUUUAAAGUUUAAAUCAAUUAAAAAGAAAAAAAUGACUCAACAGAAAAGACGAAAGACGUGACCGUGUCUUCAGAAAUUUAAAGUAUUUAAAUGAAAUAUUAAACACAGGUAAAGAAAAUGUUCCCCGCACGUUGAGGUGACUAAAAAUGAAGUUUAAAGAAUUGUCAGAAAAUAAAAUAACUCAUUCUCAGCUCAGAUUUUAGAUCCUCUUUUAUUCUGAAAAAUUCCUGUUAUUGCUGAUUGAAAUUGAGAGAAAAUUAAUUAAAUAAUUGAGCUGAAAAACACUGAAAAUGACGUCUUAUUUUGAAAAGAUAAACCAAAACAAAACAACUAAUUCUCAGUAUGGGCUCAGACGUUGUGUUCAGGUGUCGUCUGUAAAUCUGCAUGUUGGUGUUUUAGUGUUGGAACCUCUCAGUGCUCUCGAACUCUCUAAACGUCUAAAAGUGAAUUUAUGUGAAAAAGAACUAAAAUAAAGUCUGGAUGUUAAACGUU